Messenger RNA from Oryza sativa Japonica Group (Japanese rice), 2898 nucleotides. RefSeq names its product protein PLASTID MOVEMENT IMPAIRED 2. The record is from RefSeq and is a predicted model, not a curated record. Gene Ontology annotation, biological process: chloroplast avoidance movement; chloroplast accumulation movement. Lineage: Eukaryota; Viridiplantae; Streptophyta; Magnoliopsida; Poales; Poaceae. Gene Ontology annotation, cellular component: cytosol.
CCUCGUACCUCAUGGUACUUCCUUAAGGAUGGGAAAGAUGCUCUAAACCUAUUUCUAUCUCUCUAGUUUAUUUUGUGAGAGCGUUUUAUCCAGCUCCAUUCCUAUUUUGGAUGAGCUGAAACUAUUUAGCUGACCUCCAACUCUAAGAGAUGCUUUUAUUUGGCGUAAAUUGAGCGUUGUAAGUUAUUGGCUAGUCAGUUUCAAAAUAAUAACAAAAAAUUAUUGGCUAGUGAAAACCAACAACUGCGAAGUUCAGACAAGAACAAGGUGGAUAAUAUAACGGGAUCGACAUGUUGUGUACUUGUGUGGUAGUGAGCUCCUCUAGUCAUGCAAGCAGGAUAGACCCGCGAGCUGCUACACUUGUCCUCAUUUACCAACACACAAGCUCUCCCUUGUCUUAACUGUUCUCCAAACAAAUAAGUACUUCCAAGAAUUUUUCGUUCGAAAGAUUCAGCCUUGGUGCAAUUCACCUUUUCUUUGGUGCGAUAAAAUGGAGGCCGCCAUCACCAUGGAUGAGAACUUGGGACGAAGUGGGUCAUUUCGAGCUGCGAUGAGCAUCUUUGGCGAAAGCAUCAACGGGAGGAAGGCAGACAAGAACAGAGGAACUGUUCCAGCCCAAGAGAAUCUGUCUUCUGAAAUGAAGCAGCUAGCACAAUCCGGUCUGGACAAGCUGAAUGAACGCAAGGCGUACGUGGAUAAAGAGAGAGCCGGCGCCGAGUCCGAGCUGUCGAGAGCGCGAGCCAUGGCGAAGGAGCUUGAGCGCCAAAUCGAGCAGACAACGGCCAAAGCCACGUCCCAGAGGUCGGAGCUCCAAGCAAUGUGGGCAGCGAGGACGAGGAGGAAGGGCACCGACGCACCGGGCGCGGAGCGCGACGCGCGGUACGCGGAGGUGGUGCAGGAGCUGGACCAAGCCAAGAAGGAGCUGCUCCGGCUGCGGCUCGAGGUGCGGUCCGCGGCGGAGGCCAAGGCGAAGGCCGAGCGCGACAUCGUGGCGUCGGCGUGCACGAUCCAGUCCAGCCUCCGCGCCAUCGACGAGAUGAAGCGGCGGGUGGACGAGGCGAACGAGGAGCACGUGCUGGUGGAGCUGGCGCGCAUCGAGGCCGAGCGGGAGCGCCGCGAGAUCGAGGCCCAGCGCGGCGCCGAGGCCGAGCGGUUCGCCGCGGACAUCGAGGCCGCGAGGGCCAGGGUCAGGGCGCUGCAGAAGGAGGCGAGCCGCGCGAGGGAGAUGGAGGCGAAGCUCGCCGUGACGAACUCCGACGUGGAGGUGCUUCAGGCCGAGAUGGAGCUGGUGCGCGCCAUGGAGAAGAGCCACGCCAAGAGCGACGAGGCGGCGGAGGACGCAGCGAGGAGGAAGAAGGAGGAGGCGCAGGACAAGGCGCUGCUGAAGACCGCGGAGGCCGAGCUGGACGCGGCGAAGAAGGAGCUGGAGACGAUCAAGGCCGGGAGCUUCCAGUUCAUGACGUCCAUGGACUGCACGCGCACCGAGAUCAUGCGCGUCGCCGAGGAGAUCCGCCUGCUCAAGGCGAAGGAAAAGAAAGCGGACGCGCAGGUGCAACAGCUGAACACCAAGCUCCUCAAGGCGAAGGCGCGGUUGGAGGCCGUCACGGCGGCCGACGAGAGGUCGAAGGCGAUCGUGUCCAACUUGGCGGCGGCGAUGAAGCAACUGAAAGCCGAGACGGAGGCGGCGAGGAUGGAGGAGGACCUCACCAAGCUGGAGAAACGGUGCGUGAUCGCGGAGGCCGAGAACAUCGAGAAGGAGAUCGCCACGACCGAGGGACGGAUCAAGCAGUCGGUGAAGGAGCUGGAUGCGGCGAAAGCGUUGGAGGCCGAGGCGAUGAGGAAGCUCAGGGACACCGUGGAGAGCACGAUGCAGGCCAGGGCGUCGUCGGCGGCACGGCGGCAGGGGACGAUGACCAUCUCCCGGUUCGAGUACGAGUACCUGACCGGGCGCGCGGCGCUGGUCCGGGUGGUGACCGACAAGAAGGUGGCCGCGGCGCAGGCGUGGGUGCAGGCGCUGAAGGCCAGCGAGAAGGAGGCCGCGGCGCGCGCCGAGGCGGCGGAGCGGGAGGUGAGGGAGAUGGAGGCCAGGGCGGCGCAGGUGGCGGCGGAGGCGGAGAAGACGGCGGCGGAGCAGAAGGAGCUGGAGCAGGAGCUGUACGACCUGAACGCGGCGGCGGAGAGGGACGGCCUGCAGUGCGCGUACCCGCGGCGGCGGUCGAGCAGGGUGUCGGCGACGUCGAGGAGGUCCAAGCCCCGGCGGUCGUCGGUGUCCGCGGGCGCAUGGAACCCGCGCUCGCCGUCGUUCACCAUCAAGAGGAAGAGGAAGGUGAUGCCCAACCUCCUGAAGCUGAUCAAGAAUAAAAGAGGCGGCAAAAAGAACACCAACUGAUCGAGCUGCGUAGAUUGUCAUGACCGCUCGCGACGCUGCGACCGUUUUUCUUGUUCUGAUUUCCGGCGGCGCAGCACAAGAAUGUUUUGAUCAUCAGUUUCGCGGGAUUAAUGGCACUGAUACUGUAUACUUGGGCUAGAUGUAAGUACAUAUUAAGCUGGCCAUCCGUUCACUACAUAAUGUAACCUGCACGUUCCUAAAUGGAUGGCUGGACGUCAACAAGUGACGAGUUUUGUGUGGUCUGUUGGAUAGGAUGGAUGGCUUGGAUCAGUUGUUGGUUAUUGCCCUAGCAGAGUUAAAAUUAAACUCGUGUUCAUCAGCUUUAAGGGGGCUUUGUUGACCUUGUUACCCAAAUCAACCAUACCAUAUUUUGGUAAUCUAUUUUUUUUUCACAUUUUGGCAUUAUCGAAUUUCGAUAGUGUUGGUUUUAUUUACUUUGUUUUGAUGUAUUUGUUAAAUUCUGGAGGGCUGCUAUACAACGGAAUCCCGUUUUCGAACGGGCUGCUAUA